Molecule: messenger RNA, 1242 nt
Organism: Didymosphaeria variabile
Lineage: Eukaryota; Fungi; Ascomycota; Dothideomycetes; Pleosporales; Didymosphaeriaceae
Gene: EPT1
Product: Phosphotransferase
Exons: 5
Coding region: 1-1242 (413 amino acids)
Biological process (GO): phospholipid biosynthetic process
Cellular component (GO): membrane
Molecular function (GO): phosphotransferase activity, for other substituted phosphate groups
Source: RefSeq, a predicted model, not a curated record
AUGGUGUACAUACGGCAGGACAAGCUCCCGAAGCUUAAGGAGUACAAGUACUCUGGGGUCGACCACAGUCUGGUAUCGCGAUAUGUCUUGAAGCCCUUCUACAACCAUGUGGUGAUAAACUGCUUUCCGAUGUGGAUGGCGCCGAAUCUUAUCACGCUAUCUGGAUUCGGGUUCGUCGUCGCGAACUUCCUGACGAUGCUAUGGUACACGCCGACGCUAGAUCAGGAUUGCCCGCCGUGGGUGUACGCAAGCUGGGCGAUAGGACUGUUCUUGUACCAGACGUUCGAUGCGGUGGAUGGUAGCCAGGCCAGAAGGACACAUCAGAGCGGGCCGCUAGGAGAGCUGUUCGACCACGGUGUCGAUGCGAUCAACACAACGCUGGAGGUCUUGUUGUUCUCGGCAGCAAUGAACCUGGGACAGGGCUGGAAGACGGUGCUCACGCUGUUUGCUUCGGUCUUCACGUUCUACGUCCAGACUUGGGAGGAAUACCACACGCAUACGCUUACGCUUGGUCUCAUCUCCGGACCUGUCGAGGGCAUUCUCACACUUUGCUUCGUAUACGCAGCCACGGCUGUCCUCGGAGGCGGCAGCUACUGGCAGAAAUCACUGCUCCAGAGCGUCGGCGUCCAGAAUUACGACUUCAUCCCCAACGUGCUUUACAACCUAGCCUGGAACGAAUGGUACAUGGUCUACGGCACCGUGGUGCUCGUCUUCAACACCGUUUCCAGUGCCCUCAACGUAAUGAAAGCCCGCCGCGCCCGUGGCCAACGCACCCGCGUCGCCCUCCUCGGCCUCCUCACCUUCGCCGCCGCCUGGGUCCUCAUCCCCGCAUACCUCUACCUGCAACCCAAAAUCCUCCACAACCACCUCGUCCCCUUCAUCUUCUACGCCGGCCUCGUAAAUGCCUACUCCGUCGGCCGCAUGAUCAUCUCGCACCUGACCAAGUCCCGCUUCCCCCGCGGCAACGUGCUCAUCUACCCACUUAUCUACGGCGUCGCCGACUCCCUGGGCCCGUUCCUGCAAGAGAAGCUCGGCUUCGGAUGGCCGAGUGCCCUGGGCGAUGACGUGUAUCAGGUAGCGUUUGUGUUCCUGUGUCUCGGGUUGGCGAUUGGCGUCCACGGUAGCUUCGUGAUUGAUGUCAUCUGGACGAUUUGCGAUUAUCUGGAUAUUUGGUGCUUGACUAUCAAGUAUCCGUAUCAGCCGGUGAAAGAGAAUGAUGAGGAGGUGAAGAAGGGGCAGUGA